Molecule: messenger RNA, 633 nt
Organism: Notothenia coriiceps (black rockcod)
Lineage: Eukaryota; Metazoa; Chordata; Actinopteri; Perciformes; Nototheniidae
Product: E2/E3 hybrid ubiquitin-protein ligase UBE2O-like
Exons: 5
Source: RefSeq, a predicted model, not a curated record
GGUCUUUUCUUCGACGAGGCGUAUGGUUUCUACCCGGGUCAGGUGCUGAUUGGCCCCGCCAAAGUCUUCUCUAACGUUCAGUGGCUGUCGGGGGUCAAACCCGUCCUCAGCAGGAAGUGCAAGUUCAGGGUGGUGGUGGAAGAGGUGAAAGUGGUCGAGCUGAAGGUGACGUGGAUCACGAAGAGCUUCUCCCCCAAAGGUUCAGACAGCGUCUAUCCCCCCCCCUCCACCAUCCCACAGGAGAGCCUCUGCCGGGUGCGUCGUCUAGGAUACUACGACCACACCCAGAGGCAGCUGGGAGAACGGGCCCUGUAUGUGUUCCCCGCCAAGGGGGACGCCACCCGCAUCACCUGUGAAGGACCCGAGGGUGCCCCUGUCCUGCCUGAAGACCCCGUGGCCAGAAAGUUGAAAAGGAUGUUCAAGAAAGAUUCUGGGAAGAAGACGGAGAACGCUGACGCACAAGGGGAGCAGAAAUCGGAGCAGUCCGACCCGUCUAAUCCCAACAACAACAACGGCCACGUGGUCCCGGGUCAGAACCCUGCGGACUCCCAGAACCCCAACGAUAGCUCGGCUGAACACGGCGAGCAGGACGCUGACGACGAGGCUGCAGAGGACACUGACGAUACCUGGUCU